UUUUAAAUCUUUCCAAUAAUGGUUGCCGAACGUGAUACCUGAGUAGAAGCAUGGAUAACGUUGAAUACUGAGUACAGUUUUCGCCAUGAUUUCUUCAAACGUGGUCCUCCUCAGCUUAUUGGCAGUAACAGUAACAUGCGAGGACCUGGACUUCCCCCCAGGGUUCCAGUUCGGGGCCGCAUCAGCAGCGUACCAGGUGGAAGGCGCUUGGAAUGUCAGUGAUAAAUCCGAAAAUAUAUGGGACAGGCUGGUCCGUGACAAGCCUGAACUCAUCGCCGACAGAUCCACCGGAGAUGUGGCCUGCGACUCCUACCACCUCUGGAGACGGGACGUCGAGAUGACCGCAGAUCUUGGCUUGCACUUCUAUCGCAUAUCUAUAGCAUGGACGCGACUGCUGCCGAAUGGUUUCGCUAACAAAAUCAGCGAGGACGGACUUAACUACUACAACAACGUGAUCGACGGACUUCUUGAGAAAGGAAUUCAGCCGAUGGUGACGCUGUACCACUGGGAUCUGCCGCAAAGUCUACAGGAUCUAGGUGGCUGGACUAACCCCCUCAUCGUGAACUGGUUCGGGAACUACGCUCGCAUCGCCUUCUCCCUAUUCGGAGACAGGGUGAAGACCUGGAUCACCAUCAACGAACCCUUGAUCAUGUGCGACGUGCCAUACAACACUGGAUCUAUGGCACCGGCUAUUGUAAACCCUGACGUGGGCGCCCACCUCUGCGCCAAGAACGUCCUUAUGGCCCACGCUAAAGCUUGGAGAAUUUAUGAUAAGGAGUUCAGGCCGAAGUACCAUGGUGAAUUAUCCCUGGCCAAUCAUUUGAUAUGGUACGAACCGUUCACACCUGAAGAUGAGGAAAUAACGGAAACAGCCAGAGAGUACAUGGCAGGUCGUUACUCCCACCCAAUAUAUUCAAAGGAGGGCGGCUGGCCGCCGGUUAUAGAAAAAAUCAUGGCUGAGAACAGCAAGGCAAAAGGAUAUAGUGAGUCAAACCUGCCAGCAUUCACUAAGGAAGAAAUUGAGUUCGUUAGAGGUACGUUCGACUUCUACGCUGUGAACCACUACACCAGCAGGCUGAUACGCAGGGCGAAAGAGGGUGAGGAAUUUGGUGCCUUCCCCCUGUCAGACGUACCAGACGUCGGAGCUAAAUACGAAAUAAAUCCUGAUUGGAAACCUACAACUUCGUCGUGGUUCUUUGUAUAUCCCGAAGGUUUGCGAAACCAGAUCGUAUGGUUAAGGGAGCAAUACGGGGACAUGAAGUUCAUCGUCACAGAAAACGGAUACGCGCGGUUAAAAGGAUUAGAUGACACAGACAGAAUAGAAUAUUACACUGAAUAUUUAAAACAGGUCCUACGAGCCAUCAAAGAAGACGGGGUGAACAUCACUGGGUACACAACUUGGUCUCUCAUGGACAACUUCGAAUGGGGGGACGGGUACAACUCCAGGUUCGGCCUCUACGAAGUGGACUUCACGUCUCCAGAACGAACUAGGACUCCUAAAGCAUCCGCAGAGUUCUACAAAAAACUGAUACAACGACACUCUUUGAACGUAGAUUAACUGAUGAGCCUACCCUUACCCAUGAUUUUAAUAACCUAUUUAGUUAUAGCCUAAUCAGGAAAAUGAAAAAAACUCCUUUGGAGCCGCCACUGAUACUUCAUGGUCUUAAAGUUAACGUUUUCAAUAUAAGAAAUUAGUUCCAUAUUUUGACAACAUUGCGAGGUUUUCAAUUUUUCUGGUCACGCUGUAAUUGCUUUAAUUUGUAUGAAAUCUUGUAAACUAAAAGGUCGAUUAAAUCAUUAUACAUCGAGUGAUAGCUCUUAGUUAAAAUAAACAAAUAUUUAACUAUCAAUACAAAAAAAAUACGAUUUGUUAUUUUUUUGUAAAAUAAAAUAUUAUACGUGGCAAAGGCAUUGAUCAAUUAUGAGUCCUA
Manduca sexta (tobacco hornworm) is the source of this 1931-nucleotide messenger RNA. RefSeq names its product myrosinase 1. The record is from RefSeq and is a predicted model, not a curated record. The transcript is spliced from 9 exons. Gene Ontology annotation, molecular function: beta-glucosidase activity. Bases 86 to 1558 code for a protein of 490 amino acids. Gene Ontology annotation, biological process: carbohydrate metabolic process. NCBI's taxonomy places the organism in Eukaryota, Metazoa, Arthropoda, Insecta, Lepidoptera, Sphingidae.